Molecule: messenger RNA, 8116 nt
Organism: Ixodes scapularis (black-legged tick)
Lineage: Eukaryota; Metazoa; Arthropoda; Arachnida; Ixodida; Ixodidae
Product: constitutive coactivator of PPAR-gamma-like protein 1 homolog
Exons: 14
Coding region: 724-3912 (1062 amino acids)
Cellular component (GO): nucleus
Source: RefSeq, a predicted model, not a curated record
UGAAAGUGCGCUUUCUGCACCGCCCCUAAAAACCAGUUUCGUUUUGAGCAACUCGCGCAUGUCCCGCGCGUAAAACUUGAAAGAGUUCUCGAACUGGUGGCGCCAUCUUUGAACACGUCACCAGACUAUUUUGGGGCACACGCAUGUGGCGUUCUCUGGGAACGAACGAAGAAAGUGAGCCAGUGAUCUCGGUGAAGUGAUCUGUUGAGCGUGCGCUAGGAACGAAAUCAACGAAAUCAGGAAAUCUUUAGGAUGAUUCACACGACUUCUGACUACCGGCAUUCUAAAACACGUCCGGAAUUCGACAAGAAUAUCGAAAUCUCGAGAGCGGAUUCAUUACAUCAUUACAUUAGCGGGCCGGGUCCACCCUCGACCCCAGCGCGUCCAUUCAGUCAUUGAACCUGCCAGUGUCGGUGUGCAGCGUGCUCCUUCCCGCGAAAUGUAGCAGCCCUGCCUGACGAUCUCCGCCAGUUCGUACGCUUCGUGCCGAUGCCCCGACCGUGCCGACGAGCCCGCCAAGCCUCCCGCGCCCUGUGAUCCGAGUUCCGGCCUGCCGGAGAACGGCGCCGUGCCCAAGGAGUUGGGGGGGCCGACCCGGGAAGUGGGAGUCACCCCAGCACAUGGGCGCCUCCGUUCGCGGUUGACCGACUGGCCCAACAUGGCCGCGACUGUGCGAGCAGUGCGAGUGUGAGCGGUCGCAGUCCCCGCCGCACGGGAGUCAAGAUGGGCAUCCAGGCGCUGCAGAAGUUCAUCGAGGCCAACUGCCCGGGCGCCUGCGUGCCGGUCGACCUGCUCAAGAUCGCACGGACGGCCGCGGUGCGUCGAGUCGGACGCGGGAAUGCCCGGUCGCCGGCGAGCAACCGGCUCUGCCUCGUCGUGGACGGGGAAUGCUGCCUGGACCGGCUGUACGGCGGCUACUUCUCGGACUGGGUGUGCGGCGGCCAGUGGAACCGCAUGGUGCAGUUCCUGUCUGUGCUCAUUCAGACGAUCCAGAACAACAACAUCGAGCUGGCCGUCUUCUUCAACGGCAGCCUGGAGCAACAGCGGCUCGAUGACUGGCACCGGCAGCAGCAGGCCGAGCGGCGCAAGGUCGGUCAGGUCCUCAAGCACGUGGCCACCAAGGCCACCCCGCCACCCAAGGUGUGGUGGGUGGCACCCGUGGGCCUACGGACCUGCCUGCGGAUGGCCCUGCGCCACCUCAACGUCACCGUCAUGUGCACCAUGGACGAUCACCAUCAGGAGGUGAUCGCCUUCUGUCGGGAGAACAACUUCCACGGGCUUAUGGCAGAGGACGCAGAGUACGCGGUCUUCGACCCCCCGCGAUACUUUUCCUCGGCUCAGCUCAAGCUAACCUACAAGGGGUCCCUGGAGACGCGGGAGUUCAUCCUGGACGAGGUGGCUCGCAGCCUGAACGUGAACCCCAACCGGGUGUGCAUCCUGGCUGCCCUGCUGGGCAACUACCUGCUCACUGAGGAGGACCUGGCACCCUUCCACCGCUCCCUCUGCCCAGAUCACAAGGGGAAGGUCAUCCCGACGGAGACCCUGAUCCCGGCGGUGGUGGGCUUUGUGCGUGAUCUGAGCAACCCGGAGGACCUGGACGCCCUGGGGGCCCAGGUCUUCCCCGGGACCCAGCGGGACAAGGUGCAGAGGCUCAAGCACUGCGUCCAGUACUACCUCAACGGCACCAAGGAGGGCUACCUGCGCUACCGGCCGCCCGGACAGGGGCGCCGUCACGAGACCGGCUGCUAUCCUUCGUCCAACCUGACGCCCAUCACGGAACAGCAGUCCGCCACCCUCAACGGGAAAGCCGACCUGGCGUCUCCUUCGGAUCACUCGUCUGUGGGCGAUGCCUUUCCCCGUUCGGACCCUGCCAAGUUUGCGUCCGAGACAGCCGAGAGAGAGCUGUCCAGCCUGACGGCGUACCGGCAGGCGACGGCAGGCUUCCAGGGUGCCAACGGGGAGUCCGGCCACCACGGGGUGCUGGAACCUCCCGGGGACGACACCCCGAGGAGGAAGAGCCACGAGGAGGAGGGGCUGUCCCUGGAGGGGCGCAGGAACGGGGCGGGCCCCCAGCUGAAUGGGGUGGCAAGCUCGUCCAGCAGCAACGGGUCCAGCCCCGGCCGCCAGAGCCCCAAGGCCCCGUGGCUCAGCUCCGGCAAGAAGGGCUCCGAGUGUGCCAGUGGCGGCCUGCCGGAUCCCCCGAAGCUCCCCAAGGUCCCUCCCGAGGUGAUGCGCACGGCCAGCGAGCGGCACCAGAAGGGGCUCAUGUCCCCCUGGAUCUAUCAGCUACUCUCUCAGGGUGCCAUCAAGAUCCCCGUCGCCAUCGAGGACGAAGUGCCCCGAGACCUCCCCUGGGGCACCACGCUGUUCCGCCCCAUCCGGCAGAUGGUGUACGCCGUGCUCUUCAACAUGCACCACGUCGCCUUCGUGGCGCGGCAGAAGCGGGAGGCCGCCGCCCAAGCUGCCGCCUCGACCGGGUCGUCGACCGCAACAGACUCCGCACCUGGCAAGACUCAGGACGGUGCGCCGGGCUCCGACGGUGACUCCCAGUCGGGCCCCGCCCCCGUGGUGGUGGUGGAGUGGGUGGGGCGGCCCCCGUCCUCCUCUCCCCAGUCGGGGGCCCACCCGGAGCUGGUGCCGGGCGUGCAGCUGGGCUGGCCCGUGCCCACGGUGCAGCGCCUUUGGCUGGGGCCCUCGAUGGACGACAAGAAGUGCCGGCUGCGGGCCUUCCUCACCUGCAUGCGCAGCGACGUGCCGCUGAUGCUGAACACGGCCUACGUGCCCCAGCACCUGCUGAUCCCCUGCACGGUGCUGCGCUUCCUCAUGGCCCAGGGGCCUCUGCUGCGGCGCCAGGAGCUGGACGCCUUCUUGGCCCAGGCGGUCUCCCCGCAGCUCAUGGACGCCCAGAGCACCCAGGGCAUGCAGCUGCCCCUGGUGUCCGUCCGGGGCGUACAGCUCGCCUCCCUCUUCCUGCAGGGAGUGGAGAACGCCCUGUUCGCCAACGACGCGUGCGGGGCCCCCGUGCCCUGGCUCAUGUGCUGCCCGUGGCUGUUCUUCGACGGAAAGCUCCUGCACCACAAGCUGCUGCGGGCGGCCCAGGCCAAGAGCCUGGUAGAGGUGUGCGGGGGCCAGAUCGACCAGGUGGCCAAGGUGGAGCGCAUGCGGGCCGCCGUGCUCGAGGGACUCCAGGUGGAGUUUGCACGUGCGCCCCUGCCCCACAUGGGGGGCCUUCCCCCUCCCCGCUACCUGGGGGGUGGCUACCCGCCCCUGGGCAUGCCCCCUCCCCCAGGCGCCAGGGGCAGGGGCAUGCCGGGGGGCCAGGGGGGGCCCCCCGUGCCCCCCGGGGGCCGUAGGGGGGGCAUGAUUGCCCGGGGGGGCCAGCUGGAGAUAGCCGGGGUCGUGGUGGGCAGCUGGGGCGCCAACUACGGCCAGGGCCCCAGGGGCGCCCAGGGCCCGCCCCCCAGGGGACUGAGGACCCCGUCCCACCUGCCGCCCCAAGUCACCUCCGUCGGGGGCAGGUAUGGCAGCCUAGGACGUGGCCUGAUGCCUAGGAGGCCACUGGGUUUCAACAGACGCCCCGGGGCACCUUUUAACCAGUUGAAGGGCGGACGUGCCAAAAAGAAGCCCGCGGGAAAGGCCAAGGACGACGAGGCGCCCAAGCUGGUCGGGAAGGGGAGGGGAUGUACCAUCGAGACUGCCGACAACUGCACCAUUGAGGUGAGCCAGCUAACGGCCAAGUCCCUGGAGUCUUCGUCGGACGCGAGCGGCGACUCGGGCGACGCCCCUGCAUCUCGGGCCUGUCUCCUAUUGGCCGGGGUCACCCUCGGCGAGAGCAGCACGGACGCGCCCGCCGCGGAUGCCGCCGGAGCGACGCUUGACGGAGUAGGGCAACCCUUCUCGUCAGAUGUCUAGGCGAGCGCGCGCGACGCCGCCUUUCUCGCCGACCGCCUUCUCAUUAUUAAGCCGCUACAAAAGUUUUCCUAUUGGCCGUUGUUUGCGGUCGCGAUCUCGACGGGCAAGAGUGGCGUUAAAAAGUUUUCUUGGUUUCCUAUUUUAUUUUUAUUUUUUCGUAGAAUGGAACGAUGGCUUUUGUUGUGCUCAGCUGCCGUGGCGGCGUGUGGCGUUUUCUUAGCCUGUUUUCGUUUAUUGGCUCCGAAACAUGCGACAGGUGGGGCUCUAAAGAAGUGGGCCCUGCGAUCACCCGGGCCGUCUAGGCUGAAUCUUGUAGGGCCAUCUGUCGCUUGGAUCGUUCAAAACGAAAGGCCAGGCCAUUUCCUAAUGUUUAAGGUAUAAAAUGUGGUGCAAACAAAAACAUUGUAUCGCGAAAAGGCCGCUGAAAACUGGAGGGAAGACGCAGCAAUGGCUAUUGGCUGUCAAUAGACUAGGCCAUUAACGAUGGAUCUUUUUUUUUUUUUUCCCUAAAUUUUGCAAUGUGGUCAGAAUUUUCAAUGCCCCUUUUCGACGGUUACUACGGUUCAUUUCCGGUCCCAUUUCGGAUUUUACCGAAGAUGAAAAACGUUAGGACCUGUAAGGAUACCGAUUUCCGACUUAAAGUUCGGCGUCCUCUUUUGGUGCUUCUGCUUUCCUGAGAUUUUCUUUGUUUCUGCGGCGAGUUGGCGGCGAUGGCGGACAAUUUUCUUCUUUCCUAGGAACAGACAGACAGGGACUGCUAAAAUGCGACGAACUGCUGCGUACCUGCGGCACAUGCGUGCGUGUGUGCCAGUGAUCAUUUUUUUAUUUUUAUGGAGAAAUGUGCAAACAAAGGACUACUGGACAAGAGUGUGUGCGUGGUGCGAGAGUGGUGCUCAUCUGUCGUGCGUUUCCCAGCGUCGUCUUCAUCCCUGCACCUCGACGGACGAGCGCCUCUUCAAUCGAUGUUCCGUUUUCAUUUUUCAAUGCCCGAAUACAUCGCCGGUCUCGCAGGUGUCUGCUUCCCGCUAGUUGCGAGUACCUCAAUUUUUUACGUCUUUGUUUUAAAAAAAAAAGAUUGCAGCCCUUUGUUUUCGGUUUUGAUUACUUCUGUCGUCCGCCGGGAGUGUUUUGGGUGUGACAAUGGGGAAACCCUGUACAGUGUUAUGUUAGAUUAUGAGAGAUGUAUUUAAACCGUAUCCGACAAAGUAGAACCUCGUUCUCGGUCGUGGCUGGCGGAAGCGUCCGCCGCGACAUUCGGAUCGGUCGGCAGCUUGCUCGUGCACCGUGACAGACGGAGCUGGAAUUGGGACGCGUUUCGGCCCAUCGUGCCACCUUUCUGGGCGUUUGAUUGUUUUCAUGGCCAGCCUCGAGGUAGACUGCAACGUGGCAACGAAUCGAGGAGGACGUCCUUUGAAUUAGGACAGCAACGGGAUCUCCUCGUUUUAUCGUCGCGUCGUUCCGCACAGCGGCCAAGCGACGCGUUUUUUUUUUCCCGACAAAUGUGGAAAUGUUGAGCUGAGGCUCCCUUUUUAGGCGAAUGAUUUUGGGCGGAAAGGGGAACCGCUCCUUUGCGGUUGUGCGAAUCGCUAAAACCCAAAUCUUGCUGGGAAGGUAACCACAACGGAUGCAGGAUUAAGAUGAGACGCCGCUCAUAUGUGACGUUUCCGAGCGCAAGCUAUUUCUUGGGGGAAAAAAAUGCUGAAGUAAAGUAUGUAGUUUGACAACACUCGGACCUAGGACGGCUCCGAUCUCACUUUCUCAGCGACGUUUAGUCGUUCCGAACCGCCGCGCGUGGCGUCGGACGACCGUUGAAACUUCCGAGGGUGCCAGUUGGCAACCCUCAUCAACCAAUGAACACAAAGAAAUCGUGCAACUUCUGAGUUUGAAGCGUAAAGAUAGGCCUGGUAGGCCGCCACUCACUUUGCGACAACCCACGCUAACGUAAACGUAACAAAGAGCAACAUACAAACUUAUGGCGCCGGUGCUAAUUCAUGGCCCCGCCGAAAAGAAACAAAGAACCUUUUGUGUAAGGUUUCACCCUGGCACGUCCCGCUGCCUCUGGAGCGAGGCAUGCCGGGUUCGUCCUCCACCGUCUGUAUCAUUUUUUCGCUUUCUUGAGGAGGUUGAAUGCCCGGCGUAAAGCUAGUGGCAUCAAGUAUCGCCCACACGUGGCUUUUUGCGUUUGUUUUUUCUUCACGUGUAUACUCCCAACUUGCAAUGUUAAUCAUUCGAAUGCAAAAAGGGCAGGGCCUUUAUUAAUCCUCUCUUUUGUGCCCUUUUGGGUUUAUGCUUGGUUCUGUUUAACCAUGUACAACUAAACUCUGACCGUCUUCAAGCAGUCUUUUUUUUUUUUUCUUUUUUUUGUUUGGUAGUUGCUGAAGAGCCUCAUGGCCCUGCCCAUUCCCCUCGUGUUUUUCUUUCUUUUUUUUACGAGUUUAGCAGCCUCCCCUAGUAGCUUUGUGCCGUUCAAAGGACAGCUUCCACUACCCUUCCCACCCUAAACGUAUGGAGAUAAUGAUAACUUUAGUGUUUGUCUAUUGUACCGCUACUUGAGUGUUCGCGGGCAAAUCGACAACGCCGGAAGAAAACCGGUCGUUCGUUCGAGGGAUCCAUUUCUUUGUGCUCGGUAUUAAUCGAACCAACAAGUGUAUCGAAACUUUAAUCUAUCAUAGCAAGCUCUUUUUGUCCUCAAACGAGGGAGAUGGAAAAAGUAAAAAAAAAAAUGUUUUGUGUCGGUAGUGUUCAAAUGCGCCGUGCACCGUUCGGUUCUCGAGAUGCAUCGCGAUGCGAUAAUCGCCACCCGUAACACUCUCUGCCGGCCAAACGCACCGCGUGGCCGUGUCUGAGACGAGGGCGAAAGAAAAGCAUAGGCUUUUUGAGUUCCUCUUUCAGGGGUUGCAUGAGGUCGUGCUUUUGUUCAUGAUGUAUUUGAUAAUGAUAGUCUUUGUAUUUUGUGGCAAAGCUCUGGGUGGGAGCUGUUAGUGUAAGCAAGCAUAGUUCUCUGCCAGUCCCCGGUUCCGGCGCAUGGCUUGGCCGAUCGCACCUUUUCCGAGCAUGUCUGGCACCUCUGUCGUGGUGGCAUUCCAGAUGGUACUGGAGUGGUUAGCAAUCCACUAGCCAAUCAUUAAUUGACCGAAAUAUGGUCACUGGUCAUGAUUAGUCAGGCAGAUUGAUUGGCGGGUCAAUUACAGAAAGGACACUAAGAGUGAUUUUACCAAUUAGCUGAAUGAUCACUGACUGAAUGAAAGUGAUCGGCCAGCCUGGCAGAUGGCAACAGUAUAUGCUGCCACUGUGCACACCUGCAUCAUUGAGAAGAGCGUAAGGUGCGACGGAUUAUGCUCGAUUGAGUUUGCGAUCGACACGCCGUGUGCUGGAACUGAAAAAAAAGAAACGGCUCGCGACUUUUGGUGGGCAGUCGGCGAGUUUUGUUUCGAGGGAACCUGGCAUUUCUGGUGCAACGUGGCUUUCUCUAGUUUCCCUUUUCAGAACGGCAAACAGUUUGAAAAAAAGAAGUGUCAUCUCUUUAUAUUUUUUUUUAUUGCCCCCAGUUUUGUUUUUGAAAUGCACAUAAUAACCUGUCUCUUGUUUUAGAUGAAAAAAAGUAAUCGUAGUAAGUGGGUUGUCUGUAUCUGUCAAGUUGGCACGAGCAUUAUUAUUGCCGCGGCAACUACGAAAGCAGUGUGUUUCUCUCACGUUUAAUGGUUUAAUGGACGUCUGCAACGCUCGCAAAGUUUAACCGGAAACAGUUCUGGAAAGCGUCACCGACGAGGCUCGACAUGGCGGGAAACGCCGUUCGGGUCUUCAGCGGCGUACUCCUUGUUUCUCUGUCGGAAGGCUGGCACGGGCAGCAGAGUGGUUUGGAUGUAAAGGAAGGAAGGAGAGGGGGGGGGGAGAGGGUUUCCGCGGAGUCGGGCAAAAACCGGUCACAGCGGUGCAUGGUCUUCGACGGUUUCUGUGCACCCUUAAAAUUGGCGGCGCCAAGCGCGACUCGAAUGCCUCUAAACGUCUGGUACAUCUGCCCUAAAUUUUGUGGGAGGGGCGUUUUUCUGCGGAGAUGCAGCAAAGCGAGGGUCGUGGGGUACAAGAAGCGCGAAGCGGAGGCUCCGGAUGGGAGCCGCGGUCUGUGCGCGCAACUGUUGCGCUGAUAGAGAAACGUGUACCUUGUGUUGCCAGUUUUGUGAAUAAAAGUGAUUGUUUUCCUCUG